Messenger RNA from Tetranychus urticae (two-spotted spider mite), 1037 nucleotides. RefSeq lists its product as uncharacterized. The record is from RefSeq and is a predicted model, not a curated record. Lineage: Eukaryota; Metazoa; Arthropoda; Arachnida; Trombidiformes; Tetranychidae.
UGAGAAAUUUGAAUCAGUUCAAUUUGAAAGUCUGAUCAGACUGAUAGUGACUUUGGACAAUUUUAAGUGCAAAGUUGAUUAUAAAACAGUUUCAAUUGGAUUAUUGAUGACAAUCUAAACAAGUUUUAUUUUUGCUCUGUUGUUAAAUUAAUUUUGAAAAAAUGACUCUCAACGUAUAUGGAACCAUUGGUUUAAUUGUGAUUACUCUAGCCUUAUAUGCAGUUACCGUUGAAGGUAAUUGUAUGGCAGGAAUGAGUAAAAUGAAUCCAAUCAAGAAAGCUGGUGGAAUUACAUACAAAGACAUGUGUGGUAAUUGUAAGUUGAAGGUAAAUCAAGCUGAUAUCAAGGCUGCAAUUGAAAAAGGAGGUAAACCAUUGUUGGAUAAAAUUGCAAGCUUGUUGGAUUGUAAAGAGAAAACCGAAUUGUCUGAAGGAUUGCUAUCAAUUUUUGCGACUUGUUUGGCUAAACUGCAGGAUGGUAAACCAAUGUGUGAAAAAAACACCUUCGAUGACUUUAGCCAAUGUGCUCAAGACGAAGCAAAGGCCAAGGAUAUCAUGAGAAAAGCAAUGGCUUGUUGUAAUAACCCUGGAUUCGUCGAAAUAUACAAAAUCGUAGAAUGCCUCAUUCUUGAAACAACGGGUGGAAUGAAGGAGAAAAAUUUGAUUGGCGAUAAAACAGUUGAGGAAUGGAAAAAGGCUAAACUUAAGUGUGAAGGUGCAGUUAGUGGUCAUAAGGAGUUACACGGGCUCUUGUUGGAUUACUUUAAAAAUUGUGCUUAAACGUUUUCGGAAACAAUCUCUCAAUAGGUUCAAUAUAGAUUGGAUGAAAAGUGCUAAAAUAAAUCGAACUAUUUUUCAAUGGAACAAACUUAGGUGCAACAUUUUCUCAGAAAUUUGAUAGGUAAAUAAUUUGAUAUCAGGUAUUGAAAAUAAGUGAUUCAACGGAAAGGUUACCAAAUAAUUGUGACAGAGGUAAUUUAAUCGAAUCAAAUUGUAUAAACUUUGAUAGAUAAUAAAUUAUUUAUGGACAAUUGAAAA